GCCGGCACCAUGAGCCCGUCCUUCCUCCUUCUCCUCCUCGCCCUGCCCGCCCGCGCCCGGCGGGAGCAGGUGCUCGGCGAGGCGCAGCGGGGCCACAACGCCCCUGCGCCUUCCUCCUCCUCCUCUUUCUCUUCCUCCUCCUCCUCCUUGGCGGCGGCGGCGGCGGCGGCGGGGCCGAGCCGCUUCCCGCGGAGCCGCCCGGAGCGGCGGCGGGGCCGCCUGUACUGCCGAGUGGGCAUCGGCUUCCACCUCCAGCUGCACCCCGACGGCCGCGUGGACGGCGCCCAUGACGCGAGUCCGCUCA
Messenger RNA from Empidonax traillii (willow flycatcher), 304 nucleotides. RefSeq names its product fibroblast growth factor 5 (gene FGF5). The transcript has a single exon. The record is from RefSeq and is a predicted model, not a curated record. Gene Ontology annotation, biological process: fibroblast growth factor receptor signaling pathway; positive regulation of cell population proliferation; regulation of cell migration. Gene Ontology annotation, molecular function: growth factor activity; fibroblast growth factor receptor binding. Gene Ontology annotation, cellular component: cytoplasm. The annotation marks the transcript as partial. Lineage: Eukaryota; Metazoa; Chordata; Aves; Passeriformes; Tyrannidae.